Molecule: messenger RNA, 4455 nt
Organism: Gekko japonicus
Lineage: Eukaryota; Metazoa; Chordata; Lepidosauria; Squamata; Gekkonidae
Product: vomeronasal type-2 receptor 26-like
Exons: 12
Coding region: 1-4455 (1484 amino acids)
Biological process (GO): G protein-coupled receptor signaling pathway
Cellular component (GO): membrane
Molecular function (GO): G protein-coupled receptor activity
Source: RefSeq, a predicted model, not a curated record
AUGGUUACACUUACAAUCUAUGAGGAAGAAUUCUAUUAUCCAUCCAUCCUCCUGUCUGUCUGGUGUACAGAUAAUUCAAGAGAAAAUCUGAAAAAACUAGAAACCUCAGAAUUCUCCAGUUAUUUCCGAAUGUUUGUGGGAGUUGAAGUGUCAAAGAGCAUCUCAACAUCUUUGAUCAUUGUAUGGCCUAAUUAUUACCAGCAGAUCUUGGCUGUGGCAUUUGCUGUGAAGGAAAUCAAUGAAAAUCUGCAACGUUACCCAGUUGUACUGACUAAUCAUUAUCAACAUGUGUUGGCCAUGGCAUUUGCUGUGAAGGAAAUCAAUGAAAACCUCCAGAUCUUACCUAAUGUCACUUUGGGAUUCCACAUCUGGAACAGCUACUUCAAUGCAAGAGAGACAUAUCGUGCCAUGGUAGAACUUAUCUCGACAAAGAACACAUUUCUCCCCAACUACAAGUGUGACUUCCAGAACAAUCUGAUAGCAGUCAUUGGAGGACUUGAAGCUGAAACUUCCCUCUACAUAGCAAGUGUGCUAGCUAUCUACAAGCUUCCACAGCUCACCUAUGGCUCUGCUUCAGUAAUGAAUGAAAAAUUAUCUGGCCUUUCUGUCUAUCAGAUGGUUCCAAACGAAGUCAAUCAAUACAGGGGUAUCCUCCACUUAAUUCUGCAUUUCAGGUGGACGUGGAUUGGGCUCAUUGUUGUGGAUGAUGAACGUGGAGAAAGAUUUCAGCAAGCCCUGCUUCCUCUGUUUUUUCAAAAUGGCAUCUGUUUGGCCUUCAUAGCAAAAUUCCUACAGGUCACAACCAUCAAUUAUUAUUUUACCAUGAUGCAGAAUGGAUUGGAAAAAUUUGAUGUUGUAAUGGAGAGUAAAGCCAAUGCUGUUAUCCUUUAUGGAGACAGUGAAUCUAUUUCAUAUAUGAGGUGGUCUAUACAAUUCUCAGGGACAGUUUUCUCAGCAAAAAAGCUUAAAGGGAAAGUAUAUGUUACGACCAUUCAGAUGGAUUUUGUGUCCUAUUAUUAUCAAAGAAAUUGGGACAAACAGAUCCUUCAUGGUGCUAUAUCCUUCAGCGUUCACACGAAUCAACCACCAGGAUUUCAGCAAUUUCUUCAGAGCAGAAAACCUCAUUGGACUGAAGGUGAUGGCUUCAUCAGGAAUUUCUGGGAACAGGCAUUCCUCUGUCAUUUCUCAGAUUCACUCCUGGGGAAGGAGUUUGAUAAGAAUUGUUCUGGGGAGGAGAAGCUGGAGAGCCUUCCCGCAGAUAUCUUUGAUAUGAGUAUGACUGGUCCCAGCUACAGUAUCUACAAUGCUGUCUAUGCUUUUGCACAUUCUUUACAUGCCCUGCAUUCAUCCUGUUAUGGACACAGGAGGAUGGUGGUGACAAAAAAAUGUGACUUCUUCAGUAAACCAUCAUGGCAGCUUCACCACUUCUUGAAAAGUGUUUCAUUUAAUAACAGCACUGGGGACAAUAUUUCAUUUGGCACUCAUGGAGAGGUUGUAACAGGGUAUGAUAUCAUCAACUGGCUUGCUUUCCCAAAUCAAUCUGUUUUUAAAGUCAAAAUUGGAGAGGUUCAUCCAGAAGCUCCUGCAGAACUAAUGCUUACUAUUAAUGAAGAUUCCAUUACAUGGAACAGCUGGUUUAACCAGACACAGCCCCUUUCUGUCUGCAGUGGAAGUUGCCAUCCAGGUUACAGGAAGGAAAUGAAGGAGGGAGAACCAUUCUGCUGCUAUGGCUGCAUUCCAUGUCCAGAAGGAAAGAUUUCCAAUCAGAAUGACUUGGAUGAGUGCAUCACUUGCAAAGAAGACGAAUAUUCAGAAAUGGGACAAACUCGAUGCAUCCCCAAAAAUAUCACUUUCUUGUUACAUGAAGAACCAUUGGGGAUCAUUUUUGUGACUUUAAUCCUUUCCUUUGCUUUUAUCACACUUUUGGUGCUAGGAAUCUUUAUAAAGCACCACAGCACCCCCAUCGUCAAAGCCAACAACCGGAACCUCACCUAUUCUCUCCUGAUCUGCCUCCUCCUUUGCUUCCUUUGCGCUUUGCUAUUCAUUGGUCAACCUCAACUGAUGUCAUGUCUCCUCCAACAAACCAUUUUUGGCAUGGUGUUCUCGGUUGCCAUUUCUUGUGUGCUGGCAAAAACUGUUAUGGUGGUUCUGGCUUUCCUAAGCAUCCAACCAGGAAGCAGGAUGAGGAAGUGGGUGGGGAAAAGAGUAGGCAAUUCCAUUGUGAUUUCCUGCUCCAUUUUCCAAGCAGUCCUUUGUUUUGCAUGGUUGGCAACUUAUCCCCCAUUUCCGGAUGUUGACAUGCACUCAGAGACUGAAGCCAUUGUACUGGAAUGUAAUGUGGGGUCUGUCACCAUGUUUUACUGCGUCCUUGGCUACAUGGGGUUCCUGGCUGUUGUUAGCUUUGUGGUGGCUUUCUUGGCCAGAAAGUUACCCAACAGUUUUAAUGAAGCCAAAUUUAUCACUUUCAGUCUAUUGGUGUUUUGCAGUGUUUGGAUGUCUUUUGUUCCCACCUACCUGAGCACCAAGGGAAAAUCCAUGGUGGCUGUGGAGAUCUUUUCCAUCUUAGCCUCCAGCGCUGGUCUUCUGGGUUGCAUCUUUACCCCUAAAUGUUUCAUUAUUAUUCUCCGUCCUGAGUUGAACAACAGGGAACAGCUGAUAAGAAGAGGACUCUUUGUACUGACUAAUCAUUAUCAACAUGUGUUGGCUAUGGCAUUUCCUUUGAAGGAAAUCAAUGAAAACUUCCAGAUCUUACCCAAUGUCACCUUGGGCUUCCACAUCUGGAACAGCUACUUCAAAGCAAGAGAGACCUAUCAUGCCACAGUAGAACUUCUUUCGACAAAGAACAGAUUUGUCCCCAACUACAAGUGUGACUUCCAGAACAAUCUGAUAGCAGUCAUUGGAGGACUUGAAGCUGAAACUUCCCUCUACAUAGCAAAUGUGUUAGCUCUCUACAGUAUUGUGCAGCUCACCUAUGGCUCUGCUUCAGUAAUGAAUGAAAAAUCAUCAGGGCUUUCUGUCUAUCAGAUGGUGCCAAAUGAAGUCAAGCAAUACAAGGGGAUUCUCCAAUUAAUUCUGCAUUUCAGGUGGAUGUGGAUUGGGCUCAUUGUUGUGGAUGAUGAACGUGGAGAAAGAUUUCAGCAAGCCCUGCAUCCUCUGUUUUUUCAAAAUGGCAUCUGUUUGGCCUUCACAGAAAAAAUCCUACAGGUGACAAGCAUAGAUUAUUAUUUUACCAUGAUCCAAGAAGAAUUGGAAAAAUUUGAUGUUGUAAUGGAGAGUAAAGCCAAUGCAGUUGUCCUUUAUGGAGACAGUGAGUCUGUCUCAUACAUGAGAUGGUCUCAAAAAUUCUCAGAGACGGAAUUCACGACAGCAACGCUUAAAGGGAAAAUAUAUAUUAUGACCAUUCAGAUGGAUUUUGUGUCCUAUUAUUAUCAAAGAAAUUGGGACAAACUAGUCCUUCAUGGUGCUAUAUCCUUCAUAGUUCACACGAAUCAACCACCAGGAUUCCAGCAAUUUCUUAAGAGCAGAAAGCCUCUUUGGACGGAAGGAGAUGGCUUCAUCAGGGAUUUCUGGGAGCAGGCAUUCCUCUGUCAUUUCUCAGAUUCACCACUGGAGAAAGAGUUUGAUAAGAACUGCACAGGAGAAGAGCAGCUGGAGAGCCUUCCUGCAGAUAUUUUUGAAAUGAGUAUGACUGGCCCCAGCUACAGUAUCUACAAUGCUGUCUAUGCUGUUGCACAUGCUUUACAUGCCUUGCAUUCAUCCUGUAAUGGACACCGAAGGAUGAUGGAAAGAAAGAAAUGUAACCUCUUCAGUCAACCAUCAUGGCAGCUUCACCACUUCUUGAAAAGGGCUUCAUUUAAUAACAGCGCUGGGGACAAUAUUUCAUUUGACGCUAGUGGAGAGAUAGCAACAGGGUAUGAUAUCAUCAACUGGCUUGCUUUCCCAAAUCAGUCUGUUUUUAAAGUCAAAAUUGGAGAGGUUCAUCCAGAAGCUCCUGCAGAACUAAUGCUUACUAUUAAUGAAGAUUCCAUUACAUGGAACAGCUGGUUUAACCAGAAACUACAUCAGACAUUUGAGAUUGAAGACACUUCAAAAUAUCCCACAAUCAAAUACAUCAUCUGCCACAGGAGUGAUAUAUUUUUAAUAGGGAACUACAACAAAAUAAUCUGCCUGCCUUUGGAAUUGUCAAGCCCUACACCAACAGAAACUCCUGCAGUAUGGACACAACAAGAAACAAAGCAAAAUUGGUCUGACCAUACAGGGAUAAGUUAUCCAGAAGCUCAUAUUUUAAUAGGGGAUAAUUUGAAUGUGAGAAUAGGUCCCUUGAAUGAAGUUCUUCAGAAAUCUAAGCUACAGAAUAUAUAUCCGCUAAAUAUCACCGAUUUUAUGUCUGAAUGUAAAGCUUGUGAUUAUGCUUUAAUUGGUCUUACAAAAUUCUUAUAUGAGAUCUGGAAAUAG